Cylindrotheca closterium is the source of this 2025-nucleotide messenger RNA. The record is from the annotation of a GenBank genome assembly. NCBI's taxonomy places the organism in Eukaryota, Bacillariophyta, Bacillariophyceae, Bacillariales, Bacillariaceae.
AUGAACAGGUUCAACGUCGGUUAUACAUCAAUGACAGAGGAUGGAAACCAACGUCCAACGAAGAGACAAAAAACAUCGGCGGAUGCAAAUAACUUUGCUGUCUUGAAUGAAUGUGGGAUUUCUGCUUUCUUCAAGGGCCAAUACAAGGAAGCGCAAGAGUGUUUUGCAUGUGCCUUCCGUUCACUGCACAUCCAAACUCCUGAUUUCACAGAAACAACAAGUUCUGGAUCGAAGACAAAAGAAGAAUAUGAUGAAGGCAUGGAUAUUAAAGUUUCGCCUCUACCAAUUCCAGACUCGUCAACUAUCGAGUUGACACGAAUUAUUCUGAACUACAACAUUGCCCAAACGAGAAUACGUCGUGGGGACUACCGAGAGAGCAUCGUAACACUCAAUCAAGCGCUAACGGAGCUUAACGAAAGCAACCAAAAGAAAAAGAAGAUCAGUAUUCGGAUUCUUCACAGUUUGGGUUAUUGCUACUACAGACUUAGAGUCAACUCCAGAGCCAUGACAUACUUUCAAGAUGCAUUGCCCAUCUGUUUGAGUCAGACUUCUGCCACGCUUUCCCUUGCGGCGACUCUGAAUUGUAUAGGCGUCAUUCAGUUUCACGAAAGCACACCAAAAUCAGACAUGGCAGUGAAUGUAUUGAGACAAAGUCUCGAACUGUAUGAAACCAUGUCCUCUUCAUCAACUGAAGUUGCCACUGUUCUAAACAACAUUGGAAGGGUCUAUUUCCAUUCCGCAGAAUACGACAAGGCAUUGGAACACCACGAAAAGGCACUGAAGAUGCGUGUGGAUCUGCUGAAGAAAGACUCCAUUGAUAUAGCCGCUAGCUCCUUCAACUUGGGGCAGACAUAUCAUCGGAAAGGGAAUCUCGACGAGGCACUUGAGCAUUUCACCAAAUUCUUGGAUAUCCUUCGAUCAAGGCGCAGGAAGAGAUAUGCUGAUAUGGCAAUGGCUUAUCGCUGCAUUGGCGAUAUUCAUCGAGUAAAAGGAGAUUUGAAAGUCGCCCUGCAGUUCUUCCGAAAAUCCGUUGUCGCAGCAGAGUCGUCGCCCAAGGGAACCAUUCAACCAGAAUUGACUUCUUCUCUUACCAAACUCGGUAGCAUACACUUUGACAAAAACGAGCAUGACUCAGCUCUGCAAUGUUUCAAGGAGGCACUGACGGUUGCCGAGAGAUCAUUGGAAGUUGACCACCCUCACACCAUCGCCACUUUGACGAAUAUGGCACACAUCUACAAGCAUCGGGGAGAGUAUGCUGUGGCCUUGAGGGCGUAUCAAGCUGCACUGGAACGACAAGAAAGGGCUUUUGGUGUUGAGAGUGUCGAAGCGGCUGCAACACACUCUAGCAUUGGCCUAACGCAGUUUCAUCUUAACGAUUUCCAGAGUGCCUUUGAAUCUUACCAAAAGGCUUUGCGGAUACGACGAGAGGUUUAUGGCAGCGAUGAUCAUUUGGAAGUCGCUUCAACACUAAACUCCAUCGGAUUGAUUCUCUUUAAGCAGGAGAGUUAUGAUAUGGCCAAGGAAUGUUUCUAUCAGAGCCUCCGCAUCCGCAAGAAACUACUUGGAGAGGAUCACCGAGAUACCGCAGUACUCUGGUACAACAUUGCAACUGUGUACUUUGAAAUGGGGGAAGAAAAUGUUGCUGUGAAGAUGUACAGGGAAGCAUUGCGAGUGGAGCGAAAGGCUCUUGGAGAUGAGCACCCAGACGUGGCUCUGACUCUGCAGUAUAUUGGUCGAGUGCUUUUGCAGCAAGGAAACCUUGAUGGGGCAAUGGAUAGCUUUCGCGAGGCACUUGCACUCGAACGACGAAGGAAAAGUGACAAGAGGGCCUUGGCAAGAAUCCUGAAUAUCAUGGGUAAUAUUUUCCUUCAACAGGCGAAUGUGAAAGAAAUGAUGAAGUGCUUUGAAGAAGCAGCAGGGAUAUUUGUUUCGCUUCCUCCUGGAGCCGCCGAGAAUCUUGUUGUGGUUGGAUACAACUUUUACAACCUGAGUAAACUCCACCCUCCAGCUGCCCCCAUAGCAUAA